AUGCUUGAAUUCAUUCUGCUGGAGUCACGAGCUCAGAAUCGUUAUACUCAAAGUGUUUCAGAUGCAGUUUUUCUUCGUAUCACUCCAGACAGACUGCAGCACUUUGAAUAUGAGUCUGUUUCUUUUCAUUGUGAGGGGACUGAUGGUUCCACUCAAUUGAAAGGGAUCAGGAACACUGAGGAAUUUAAGCCGGUAUGUGACAUUAAGAGGACGCCAACGGGGUCCUCCUGCACUAUUGAUAAGAGCUAUUCAGGAGACAGUGGAGAAUACUGGUGUGAGACUGAUGGAGGAGAGAGAAGCAACAGUGCCAACAUCACUAUUGUUGGUGGUUCUGUGAUCCUGGAGAGUCCUGUCCUUCCGGUUAAAGAGGGAGACGCUGUGACUCUGCGCUGUAGAAAAAAGGAAACUUCCUUUGACCUCAAAGCUGAUUUCUAUAAAGAUGGCCACCUCAUCAGAAACAGCUCCUCAGUAGAGAUGACCAUCCACAGUGUUACCAAGUCUGAUGAAGGACUCUACAAGUGCAGAAUCUCUGGAGCUGGAGAAUCAGCAGAGAGCCAACUCACUGUGAUAAACAACAUUUUCAUGAAACAAAAUGAAGAAG
This is a messenger RNA of Micropterus salmoides (largemouth bass), 601 nucleotides long. Its product is annotated as Fc receptor-like protein 5. The transcript has 3 exons. Gene Ontology annotation, biological process: cell surface receptor signaling pathway. NCBI's taxonomy places the organism in Eukaryota, Metazoa, Chordata, Actinopteri, Centrarchiformes, Centrarchidae. The annotation marks the transcript as partial. Gene Ontology annotation, molecular function: transmembrane signaling receptor activity. The record is from RefSeq and is a predicted model, not a curated record.